ACUGCAAGUUAGAGAUUGUUUAACAUGGCGUGAUGUACAGGGUAUUAUUGUGUACAGUGCUGUACCAAUAGACAUUAGUGAAGGUGAUUGGUUCACCAAUGGAGCUGACUUUAUGCACUCUCACCAGCACGGGUUCGGAGUACUGGACGCCUACAGACUGACAAGAUCAGCUCAGGUGUGGCCUUUGUUACCAGCACAAGUGGUUUGGAAGUCAGAUACAUAUUACGCUAAUAGUCCAAUUCCUUAUUCAAUGGAUCGUAAACUCCAGCAGAAUAUAACACUGUCACUUGAUGACAUGCCACCAUCACUCCAUACACUGGAGCAUGUAGCAAUCACUGUGACAAUAGACCACACCUACAGAGGUGCUCUUAUACUGGACCUGGUGAGUCCUUCAGGUACAGUAUCUCAUUUAGCUACUUCUAGAAAGAAGGACAGCUCAUCUAAAGGAUUACGUGAUUGGACAUUCACCACAGUCCGUUGUUGGGGGGAGGGACCCCUGGGGGUGUGGUCAUUACAGGUAGCUGAUGACACUAGUAUUGGUAUCCCUCCAGACACUGAGGGUGAAUCAAGAGGGUACCUCUUACAAUGGAGUAUCAAACUGUAUGGAACCAACCUCACUUCUUUGGAUAUAGUCAAUAGAAAAAUAUUAAUUGAUCAGGUCGUCAAUGGUGAUGAUGAUGUAAUUCCUUCAACUUGUCCUCCUAAACCAACCAACCUACAGGACAUCACCUUCCCUGAUUCACCUAUUGGGAACAAAUUAUUAAAGGUUCUUUCUGCUCUAGCUGCUGUUAUUGUCAGUAUAUUAUUUCUUCACAUUUUAAUAACUUUUAUCUAUCGGAAAAUGAGAGACAAAAAGAACAGUUAUAGAUCAGCACUACCUCCGGUCACUUUGCGUCACUUGAGUUCAACAGCCGAGGAAGAGGAGGGGCUUUUAUUAGAAUCACGAGAUAAUAAUGAAAAUGAGUGGAAUGAAGAAAUUGUUGAAGAUAAGACUACUCUAUAAUUAAUUAAUUAAUUAAUUAAUUAAUGUCUGUUUGUACAUUUUUAUUGACAAGAACUGCAUGGCAUUCA
Messenger RNA from Amphimedon queenslandica, 1071 nucleotides. Its product is annotated as proprotein convertase subtilisin/kexin type 7-like. The transcript has 7 exons. The coding region runs from base 113 to 1003 and encodes 296 amino acids. Gene Ontology annotation, cellular component: trans-Golgi network; Golgi membrane. NCBI's taxonomy places the organism in Eukaryota, Metazoa, Porifera, Demospongiae, Haplosclerida, Niphatidae. The record is from RefSeq and is a predicted model, not a curated record. Gene Ontology annotation, biological process: protein processing. Gene Ontology annotation, molecular function: serine-type endopeptidase activity.